This is a messenger RNA of Pseudozyma hubeiensis SY62, 879 nucleotides long. RefSeq names its product coiled-coil protein. Bases 1 to 879 code for a protein of 292 amino acids. The record is from RefSeq and is a predicted model, not a curated record. Gene Ontology annotation, cellular component: GET complex. Gene Ontology annotation, biological process: tail-anchored membrane protein insertion into ER membrane. The transcript has 2 exons. Lineage: Eukaryota; Fungi; Basidiomycota; Ustilaginomycetes; Ustilaginales; Ustilaginaceae.
AUGCGAUUUUCGGCCGGCAGACCAUCUUCAACAAAGGCGACGCGAAGAAUUCCUCUCGACCGUCAACGCUUUGUCCACCUUCCUUUUACUCGACGACCAUCUCUUCCUCCUAUCACGCUGAAGCAGCCCCCACAAGAACUCCUGCAGGAUUCAAUCAAGAUGCAUCCGGCGAUAGUGAUCUUCCUCUCUGUCGUGGUGGUGCAGACCAUCGCUGCGAUAGGCAAACAGAGGUUGCAGGACAUCCUAUGGCUACUGUACACAUCGCUCUUCCACCGCUCGACACUAUCCGCACAACGUCGCCUUCGUCGCGAAAUCCUCACCACCAAACAACAGCUCUCCGCCACGUCUUCCCAGGACCAAUUCGCCAAAUGGGCAAAACUCCGUCGUUCGGUCGACAAACAGCUUGCGACGCUCGAAGCCACCAACGCCACCCUCACCUCCUCUCGAUCAACCUUCAACAUGGUCGUCUCUGGGUUGCUGUUCGUCGUCACCUCCAUCUUCCCAUUCGCGGUGACGAGCUGGUACUCGAAGACACCGAUCUUCUGGCUACCUCCCUCGGAACACAGCUGGUUCGGCCCCGUCGGAUGGUUCUUAGCCCUACCGAGGGCACCGAAAGGCGCGAUCAGCAGUACCGUCUGGCAGAUGGUCUGUUCAAGGACGCUGAUCGCAGUUGUAGGAGCAGGUGCCAACUUCAUCCCUGGAAAGAAGGAGACUGUGGUUCCGCCAGUAGGCGAAGCCAAGACCCAAGAGUUGAACGAAGAGAAGAGCGCGCAGAGUGGCAAGCCACCCUUGACACCGACAGAGGCGUCAAGCGGUGGGCCAGCGAGAAAGAGGACAAAUGCCCAGUCUGCUUCUGUGUCAGAGAAGCAUGAUCUUUGA